This is a messenger RNA of Penicillium griseofulvum, 2016 nucleotides long. RefSeq names its product tetratricopeptide repeat protein. The coding region runs from base 1 to 2016 and encodes 671 amino acids. Gene Ontology annotation, molecular function: protein binding. NCBI's taxonomy places the organism in Eukaryota, Fungi, Ascomycota, Eurotiomycetes, Eurotiales, Aspergillaceae. The transcript has 5 exons. The record is from RefSeq and is a predicted model, not a curated record.
AUGGGCAAAACUUCCAUUGCCAACGAAUUUGUUCACAGGUAUGAGAAGGAGUUCGAUGCUGUUUUUUGGAUAGCAGCAGACGAGGAGAGCAAACUCUUUAACGGCUUUCGAGACAUCGCUCUAAAGCUCGGCAUUAUUCCAAACACCGAUGGAAAAGACCUUUUAGCAAUCCGGGAAGCGCUUUUAGCAUGGCUCGCCAACCCUCUUAGGUCCUAUGAACAUAUGGAUCACGUCAAACCAGAAAGAGCGUCUUGGCUUAUUGUGUUCGAUAACGUGGAUCGCGCUGAUACGCUUGAGGACUUUUGGCCGAAAGACGCUGCCGGUUCAGUUCUGGUUACCUGUCGAGAUCCGUUAAUCAAAAGCUCGAUCUAUUUGAGGAACACUGGAAGUGUUGUUCCGGAGCUAUUGGAAGAAGAGGGAAUAACCCUACUGCUUCGGCUCACCAAUCGCGAGAGCGAUGAGGAUGAUCUCGAGGCCUCGGUUUUAACAAAUUUCUUGAAUUAUAUUCCGAGGAGGCAGAACGACGAGAGAUUCUUGGGAUCUCAGAAGGACAAUCAGCCUCUCUUCGCAGAAUACAAUCAGACGCUUGGUACUGUCUGGAACCUGGAUGACUUGAAAGAGGGCAGGGCCUUGCUAGAAGUCAUAUCAUUCCUGGAUCCAGAUAGUAUCCCAGAAUCACUUCUAGAGAAGAACCCAGCAUGUAUGGAUUGGGAUCGCUAUCCCAAAACUUCAUUGGAAUACUCAAGUGCUCGUGCCGAGCUACUUUCUAAGUCACUCAUUUACAGGAAUCGGGGCAAGAAGACCUUACGUGUCCAUCGCUUGAUACAAGAUACUGUGAGGACUCAAAUGGAUGAUGCAACAUCCAACGAGGUAUACUCUAGAGUGUUGGAUAUGCUUGGCGCUUGGUGGCCGAGGGUAUUCAAAGGCUUCGGGAAUGUACAAACGGACUGGCAACAAAAUUCUGAGCUCUGGCCCCACGCCCUCUCACUACUCAAGUAUCGGGAUCGUUUUGACCCGGCCGCUGCUGACCUUGCUACUGCGAUCAAGCGGAUGGACUUUGCCCUAGAUGCCUUGAUGUACGUGAAUGAGAUAGCUGCUUCGCCGACAAUUCUGUCUUUCUUCGGCUUCUUGAGAGACGCAGUGACCGAGGAAAACCCAAGUUAUAAGCUGCAGAUGAUCGACGCUAUUUUCCACUAUUGCCGAGGAGAACUCGGGUUGCAUAUCAACCACCGUGAACAUCCUUUGCCCGAUUUCAGCCAAUGUGUCAAGCAACUAGAUAUCCUACUAGAUGACGAUGCCAAGAAAGCUGAUCCAUUGUUUGGGGUCGCAGUGAACGAGCUCGGUUGUGCCUACUUGAUGAAUUGGCAUAACGAAGAAGGUCUGGCUGAGUUUGAGAGGGCAGUCACUAUUCUUCAGAACCUGAGUCACCCCUCAGCACAGGAGAUUACUAUGGCACAAAUCAAUGUGGGAUUUGUUUAUGACUACCUUGGACGGUACGACGAAGCUUUGCAGAUCUUUGACGUUGCAUUGAAGGACCGUCAUAAAAAGCUUGGCCGGGACUAUUAUUCCUCGUUUGUGAACGGAAAAUUGUACUUGGGCUGGGGGAAUGUUUUGGCCGCACAGGGUCGGCUAGACGACAGCUUCAAACUACACGUCAAAUGUCUGGAGCAUUACAAGCGUUCAGUUGGCAAUUCACAUCAUCGAACAGGUGACGGAUGUGUAAAGGCUUCGGACCAUUUUGCUCGCACGGGAGACGGUCCUACGGCAUUAGCAUUGCUUGACCAAGCCCUCAAGAUCUUCAACCUUGAUACAUAUCACAGACCAGAAGCUGCUAGAGCUCACUACAAGAAGGGGAAUGUCAUGAAGCAGAUGGACCAAGAAGAGGAAGCCAGCAAGGAAAUGGACACAGCACUCGACAUCUUUAACAGCUUUGUUCCUCCUGAAGACUGUGUUGGAAGCAUUGAUGAACUGGAUGAAGAGGACUUUGAUCAUUGGAUCAUGUUUUGGUCUCGUUGA